Molecule: messenger RNA, 3957 nt
Organism: Morchella importuna
Lineage: Eukaryota; Fungi; Ascomycota; Pezizomycetes; Pezizales; Morchellaceae
Exons: 6
Coding region: 1-3957 (1318 amino acids)
Biological process (GO): calcium ion transmembrane transport; intracellular calcium ion homeostasis
Cellular component (GO): intracellular membrane-bounded organelle; membrane
Molecular function (GO): ATP binding; P-type calcium transporter activity; ATP hydrolysis activity
Source: RefSeq, a predicted model, not a curated record
AUGGACAAGAAGAACGAUCCCGCACGACGGCCAUCAGACUCUGACAAGAUGUCGGGCAAUGAUAUCUCGCCCGUUCCAAAGUCAAGAAAUAAUUCUGGGUCCCAGCCAAAGGACACCAAUACACAUCUAACUGUGCCGACAAUAUCUACUGGCCCUCAACCCCGAGGGAACUCGUUAGAUAGCCACAGCCCGUCAGAUGGUGAAACUUUAGUUCCACCGCUUACAACUACUACCGAUGCAAAGUCGACACAUGAGGAUGAGGAUCCGCUUAAACCCGAUGCUGGAAAUGAGCAUGAAUUUGUGGUUGAGGAUAACAUGUUUGCAUUCUCGCCUGGGCAACUAGGGAAGUUGUUCAACCCAAAGAGUCAUGGUGCAUUCAGGGCUUUGGGUGGUUUAAAGGGUUUAGAGGUUGGUUUAAGGACAGACAGGGUCGCCGGACUGAGUCUAGAUGAGACAAAACUAGAUGGACGAAUCACCUUUGAACAAGCGGUUCGGUCUGCACAAGGCUCAAACGGGCAGUCCAAAGAACCAACUCUAGUUCCGACAGCUACCAAUGAUGUCAAUACGCUCGCUGGUCUACCACAUGAUGCCUUUUCAGAUAGGACUAGGGUUUUCAGUGACAAUCGCCUUCCUGAGAAGAAAAUCAAAAGUAUCUGGGCGCUAAUGUGGAUCGCAUUGAUGGAUAAAGUCUUGCUUUUGCUUUCGGGAGCCGCAGUGAUCUCUCUCGCGUUAGGGUUGUAUCAAACAUUUGGCGGAACUCAUCCACCAGGAGAAGCUAAACUUGAUUGGGUCGAGGGUGUUGCUAUCAUAGUUGCUAUCGCCAUUGUUGUCAUCGUUGGCGCUCUAAAUGACUAUCAGAAAGAACGUCAAUUUGUGAAGCUAAAUAAGAAGAAAGAAGACCGUAUGGUGAAGGUUAUCCGGUCUGGAAGAUCUCUUCAGAUUUCCGUCUAUGAUUUACUCGUGGGAGAUGUUUGCCAUCUGGAACCGGGCGACAUGAUCCCAGCCGAUGGUAUAUUCAUUUCGGGUCACAACGUGAAAUGCGACGAAUCUUCCGCCACCGGUGAGUCUGAUCAAAUGAAGAAGGUUUCUGGAGACGAAGUCUUCACCCAAAUGGAGGCUGGCGCUUCAAACUACCAUAAGCUGGACUGCUUUAUCAUCUCUGGUGCCAAAGUCCUAGAAGGUGUAGGCACCUAUAUGAUUACGAGCGUCGGAAUUCACAGCAGCUUUGGAAAGACCAUGAUGGCUCUUAGAGAAGAUGCUGAGGCAACACCUUUGCAGAUGAAAUUGAACAAUCUUGCGGAAGCAAUCGCCAAGCUUGGUGGAGCUUCCGCCCUUUUGCUCUUUAUUGUUCUUUUCAUUCGUUUCCUUGCACAUCUACCUACCAGCAACGCAGACGCAUCAGAGAAAGGACAACUAUUCAUGCGCAUCCUUAUCACAGCUAUCACUGUCGUUGUUGUUGCUGUUCCUGAAGGUUUGCCCUUGGCUGUGACUCUCGCUCUAGCGUUUGCGACGACCCGCAUGUUAAAAGAUAACAACCUUGUCCGUGUAUUGCGCGCUUGUGAAACAAUGGGUAAUGCAACAACCAUCUGCUCUGACAAAACAGGGACAUUGACCCAGAAUAAGAUGACUGUCGUCGCUGGUACUUUGGGAACAGCCUGCCGGUUCGGUUCAAAAGCUCCAGCUGCCGGUGAAAAAGCGGCAGAGGAAAAAGCAAUGGAUGACACUCCAAUGGCUGAGCUUCGAUCGAAGCUGUCUCCUGAGGUUAAGAGACUUCUUUUAGACUCAAUCGCCAUCAAUUCCACUGCUUUUGAAGGAGAGGAGGACGGCAAAAUGACCUUUAUUGGAUCGAAAACCGAAACUGCACUGCUUGGCUUUGGUCGCGAUUAUUUAGGAAUGGAACAUAUUGCCGAGGAGCGUGCCAACUCCACCGUUGCACAGCUUAUUCCCUUUGACUCUGGACGCAAAUGUAUGGGGGUAGUUGUUAAGUUGAAAGAAAACCACUAUCGACUGUUUGUUAAGGGAGCAUCCGAAAUUCUUCUGAACAAAUGCACCCGUAUUAUCGAUAAUCCUAGCUCGGAGCUCAGCAUCACUACACUUGAUUCGAGGAACAUUGAAUCUUUGAACCAGGUUAUCGCUGCCUAUGCGAAUCGUUCUCUGCGUACUAUUGGCAUGAUUUUCCGCGACUUCCCAUCAUGGCCACCACCGGGUGCACGCACCAUGGAAGACGAUCCGAGACAGGCUGAAUUCGAUGACAUAUUUGACGACAUGGUGUUUUUAAGUAUUGUCGGAAUUCAAGAUCCUCUUCGUGAUGGUGUUCCGGAGGCUGUUGCUGAGUGUCAGAAGGCUGGUGUCUUUGUUCGUAUGGUGACUGGCGACAACUUGAUGACCGCAAGGGCAAUUGCUGCAGAGUGCGGUAUAUAUACUCCCGGCGGCAUUGUUAUGGAAGGCCCAAAGUUCAGACAACUAACCAAGGCCGGAAUGGAUCAAAUUAUUCCAAGGCUUCAAGUACUCGCCCGGUCCAGCCCGGAGGAUAAAAGGAUCCUUGUUCGUAGAUUGAAGGAAUUGGGCGAGACUGUUGCAGUUACUGGUGAUGGUACAAACGAUGGUCCUGCGCUGAAAAUGGCGGAUGUUGGGUUCUCUAUGGGUAUCGCAGGAACUGAAGUUGCUAAAGAGGCAUCUUCAAUUAUUUUAAUGGACGACAAUUUUUCUAGCAUCGUCAAGGCCAUCAUGUGGGGGAGAGCUGUCAACGAUGCCGUGAAGAAAUUCCUGCAGUUCCAACUUACUGUCAACAUUACGGCUGUGCUUCUCACUUUUGUUUCUGCUGUUGCAUCUUCAGAGCAAACAUCUGUUUUGUCCGCUGUGCAGCUGCUUUGGGUCAACUUGAUUAUGGAUACCUUCGCUGCACUAGCGUUAGCUACUGAUCCCCCGGCACACAGUAUUCUCGACCGCAAACCGGAUCCAAAGUCUGCUCCAUUAAUCACUAUCAAUAUGUGGAAAAUGAUUCUUGGUCAAGCAAUCUAUCAACUUGUCGUCACCUUCGUACUUAAUUUUGCUGGUGGUCAUAUACUCGGAUAUGAUCCGGAGCAUUUGAACACUCUGGUCUUUAACACUUUCGUUUGGAUGCAAAUCUUCAACCAGUACAAUAACCGUCGUCUCGACAACAAAUUCAACAUCUUUGAGGGCAUCACCCACAAUUGGUUCUUUAUUGGUAUCAAUGUUAUCAUGGUUGGAGGGCAGGUUAUGAUUAUAUUCGUUGGAGGAGCAGCUUUCCAAAUUAAGCCACUAAAUGGUGUACAAUGGGGCAUUUCACUCAUACUUGGUGCUAUUUCUCUUCCGGUAGCAGUCAUUAUUCGCUUGAUCCCAGAUGAGUUUGUCGCAAAGAUCGUUCCUCGAUGGAUGAGUCGCAAGGCCGACCCGAAUAUCUACGUCUCAAAUGAGGAUCGGUUCCAAUGGAACCAGGGAAUCGAGGAUAUUCGUGAAGAGCUUUCCUUCCUCAAGAUGGUCCGCGGUGGUCGUUUAAAUCAACUCAAGUUCCGCCGCCAGAACCUAAAGAACAAUCUAUCCCACAUCUUCCGCGCCGGGUCAAAACAAGAUAUACCCACAAUCAACACCUCGGAGAAUAGCGACGCGUCCUUUUCACCCCCAUCACCAACGUCGCGCCGUAGAAGGUCAAGGUCGAACUCGGCCUUUGCUGCUGCUGCCAUGGUCCCGUCAAUUGUUGCUGGUAGUAUCGGUGGCUGGUCACCGGUUGAGAGACCUGGAGAAACCGUGAAAUUUCCUGCUCUACGUGGGCCAGAACUAGAAGCCCGGGAGGGCGGUAUAUCUGUACACCCGGAUACUGAUCCGAAAGAAUUGAUCACUAGAGAGAACCCGCCAGUUCCUGGAGCUCCCCAGCCUCCAAGCCAACAUCCAGAGUUAUCACCUGAGUCUGCCGGUCUGGCGCCUCCAAGAGUGUGA